This is a messenger RNA of Gigantopelta aegis, 1203 nucleotides long. RefSeq lists its product as uncharacterized. The record is from RefSeq and is a predicted model, not a curated record. The coding region runs from base 338 to 1159 and encodes 273 amino acids. The transcript is spliced from 2 exons. Lineage: Eukaryota; Metazoa; Mollusca; Gastropoda; Neomphalida; Peltospiridae.
UGUAGUAAUAUGUCACAUUGAUUAUUUGUGCAAAUCCGUUAGCAAUAAAUAAAUACACUUAUACACUUUUAUUUCUUAUAAGUGUAUACAAUAUGUUGAAAGCACUGCAAGGUACUCAUAGAAAGGAAAUUGCGAUUUUCAGCAAAACUGGGGGUUGUUAAUAAAACAUUCAUGACUUAGCCGCACUAUGUAACAGCGACUUGACAAGAGGUUGUGUUUUGGAGCUCCGGUGAUUUUUUUGUUUAUUCAUUCGUGAAGUCAUUCUUAGGUGAGGAAACCGGUUGAAAUUGAAUGGUAUGCUCAAGUAUUUGUGAUUUUGUUGUGGAAAAGGUUCUAAAUGGGUAAAAGAAAGAAGAAGAAGGAAAACAGCAGUUCGGACAGUAGUGACAAUAGCCAGCCCAAGUUGGUGAGUAGUGUUCUCAAUGAAACAAACAGUGUAUUACACGGCGCUACUCCAAACGAAUACGCACAGCAGCCAAUGACAUCUACACCAACGAUGAACAGCCAGCAAUAUAUGCAUUUGUUAAAUUCGCCCAUGAUGUCCGCACCAACAGGCCAGAUCGAUUUGUCACCCCCACCCUGGGCAAUUACGCUAACAAACGCUAUUCACGCGUUGGAUCAAAAAGUGGAUGUGGUUGCAAAGAAGUUAGAAAAACUAGAGUGUGUUGAAGCUAAAAUGACUGAAUUUGAAAAAGAACUUUCUAAAGUAAGAGCUGAUAUUAAUAAAAGUCAGUUAAAAACGGAAGAGAUGUUAGAAAAACUUAACGACAGGGCUGACAGUUUUGAAUUUCAGUUCAGUGAUUUAGCGGACCGUGUAACCGGUGUAGAAGCCGAGAACAAAAGCCUCAAGAGUGAAAUUGUCGAUUUAAAGUCACGCUCCAUGCGAGACAAUCUAAUCUUUGCCAACAUACCCGAGAAAGACAACGAGACGCCUGACAUGACAGAAAACGUCCUUCGCGAAUUCCUUGAAGUCAAUCUCAAAAUGGACAAAGCAGAAACCGCCAACGUGAAGUUCGAAAGAGUUCACAGGAUGGGUGGCCGAUUCAAACCCCGAGCGAUUGUUGCAAAGUUUAGCGACUGCAAACAACGACAACACGUAAAAGCUCUUGCAGCAGUUGAAGCAGCGCCAUCCCGACCGUUUCGACGCUGUGGCUACUGAGGGGCAGGGCCAGGCCCAGGAGACGGGCAAGGAGACAGAGGAGA